Messenger RNA from Cyprinodon tularosa, 2068 nucleotides. RefSeq names its product group 10 secretory phospholipase A2. Lineage: Eukaryota; Metazoa; Chordata; Actinopteri; Cyprinodontiformes; Cyprinodontidae. Gene Ontology annotation, biological process: arachidonate secretion; lipid catabolic process; phospholipid metabolic process. The transcript is spliced from 4 exons. The record is from RefSeq and is a predicted model, not a curated record. Gene Ontology annotation, molecular function: calcium ion binding; phospholipid binding. Bases 119 to 577 code for a protein of 152 amino acids.
UGCUCAAGAGAUUACUGCAGCAGCCUCUAAAUAAAGCCUUCCCCUUCACUCAGCACUCAGUCGGUGGAAGAGCAGGAAUCCACAUUCAGCAGAGUUGACCUACCUGUUGCACGCAGUGAUGACAUUUUACUGUGUUCUCCUGCUGUUAUCCGUGGGUGUGGCCCUUGACACAGCGCACACUCCCCAAAGGACCAAAAGAGGGUUACUUGAGCUUGCAGGAGCUAUCAGAUGCAGCACCGGGAGAUCUGCUUUAAAUUACAUGAUGUACGGAUGCUACUGCGGGCUGGGGGGUCAGGGCUGGCCCCGAGACAAGGCAGACUGGUGUUGCCACAAGCAUGACUGCUGUUAUGGAGAUGCAGAAAAUCUUGGUUGCUUCACCAAAACAUCCCAAUAUCAUUGGACUUGUGAGGACAGGAAAGCAGAAUGUGAGGAUUUAGAGGACAAAUGUGAGAAGUUUUUAUGCAAGUGUGACAGAGAGGCGGCCAAGUGUUUGAGGAAAGCGCCAUACAUCAAGAAGUACGCUCUAUGGCCAGAUUUCAUGUGUGGUAACGACCACCCAACGUGCAAUAUGUACUGAUUCAAUGCAUCUUCAUGUCCAAUGUGCCUUUUGUGGAAUAGGAUAAAAAAAGACAUAUAUUUUCACCAUCAUCUGUUUUCAAUGAAACUUUGGGAAAUUUAUUAAGUAAAAGAUUUUCUGAUAACUUUUAGAAAUUAUUUUUUUUAACAAUGAAAAAAAGAGGGAUAGAGUGAAAUAGAGUGAAAGGUGUUUUUGUUCACAAUAGUUUAGCAGACUAUACUGGUUCUGGCGUGUUCAUUUAGUGCAACAGAGAAGCACCACUGGGAAAACAACACCUUCUCUGUGUUGUUUUCCAUAUUUGUCCCCAGGGUAGUCAGCUACGCUGCUGGAAACAAAUACGCCUUUUUGUAUUAUUACAGACAAUCCUUCCUUGUAUUACUCAAAAAAAAAAAAAAAAGAUAAACUGCAAAUGCAUGCUUGUAUAUACUGCAAUUGCCUUAUAUUGUAAUUUUUAUCCCUUCAAUAUUUUUUUUUACACGCUGAGGUUGUUGGAACUGGGAAAAACUUUUAUAUUUUAAAAGCCAACUCAGCUGCCCCGAAGUCCACUCGUUGUGCUUUGUCAGUGUUUUGAACAUAAAAUCUAUAAUUAAAGACUUUUAUUAAGCAAACAGCUUCAAGGAUUCUGAGUCAUCAACAGUUAUGUGUUGCUGUAGAAAGGAGGGCUAGCUGCUCAGUGGUCCUGUCCCACAAUUCUUGAGCCAUGUCUAGCUAGUGAAUAGCUGUCAGGUCACCUGAUUUACAUUUUUCUUUUAAUCUAUGAUGAAUUAUGUUUAUUUUCAGAGUUAACUUCAUUCUUAUCAGAAUGUAAACAUACCUUUACGCCACACAGCCCCACAAAGAGUGGGGCAUUUCCAAAGUCACCAAACCAGUUUCAGCUUAUCAGGUGUGAGUGACAUCUACAUGCAUACCACUGGAUGGUGCAUAAUCCUCCACCAACACAACCAGAGCAAAACAUCCAAAAGUAUGAGUUAACAUUCCUUUCUGAAAGAGUUUGCAUUUUGCUUUGCUUUUGUUUUGUUUUUUGUUUUUUUAGAGGAAGGCGUUCUUACUGAUUAAUCUUAUCAUUUUCCUCCUCUCUGCUAUAUAGCGAGCUGAACACAGCAUUUAAUCUAGCUGUCCUAGAUGUUACUAUAGAAAGCUGCUCCUCUUUACUAAGGAACACACAAAUACACCGCUCCUUUGUUCUGUGCUCAGCUUAUGUUUCUACUAAAAUGAGAGAUCCAUGGGAGAAUUAAAUGAAAAGCAUUCAGUUCACAGAUGGAAUUGGAUAUCUGGGUCAAGGCCUACAAAUGUCUGCACAGAAUCCACAAUUGUAAAUGGCAAAGACAAAACCAUAUUAGAUUCUGAGUUUAUUUUUUUAAUUCUUGGGUUAAUAGAAUUUUGGUUUCAUUUAUUACAUCAUCCAUUUUUUUCCUUAAUCAAAAAUGUUCUUUAUAUAUAUAUUUCAAGUGGCACGAGAAGUAUAACGCAUUAAAUUUAUUUGGGAUAUCA